Molecule: messenger RNA, 4394 nt
Organism: Cynoglossus semilaevis (tongue sole)
Lineage: Eukaryota; Metazoa; Chordata; Actinopteri; Pleuronectiformes; Cynoglossidae
Gene: tmem158
Product: transmembrane protein 158
Exons: 1
Coding region: 2462-3163 (233 amino acids)
Source: RefSeq, a predicted model, not a curated record
AUAUAGAAAGAAUAAAAGGGAAAGUGUGUUAGUAUUUAAGGAAGUCCGGAGAGGCAGAGAAGUACACAAGGUGGUGCACAAUGUGUAUGUAGAUGGACAGAUGGAGUUGAGGUGUGCAGUCAGAAUGGCAAAUGGGUUCAGGAGGCAUGUGAGGUUACAUCGAGGGUAUACUUUUUGUUUAUGACUUUAACAAUAAGAUUUGACCUGUAAAAUUUGUCAGACUUUUCCACCUGUAGUUAGCUCUCAAAAAAUUAUAGGUCUUGCUAGGGUUUAUUAUUAUUAUAUUAUUAUAUAAUUAUUAUUAUUUGAAAAGAGUGACAAUUAUAUGGCAUUAACUUAAGUUACUGUGUUUGCAUUAAAUCAAAGAACAAUAGUUUUCAUUUGGUGUUCCUGGGUAAAGCUUGGGUCUGAGCACAGUAGCAGUCCUACUGGUAAUGGACGUCCAAAUAAGAUAAUGAAAGAUAUCAAUAUUUAAUUGAAUGAAUUCAUAACGUCAGUUUCAAUAAUGCAUCUGUUGAUGUCAGUCAACUUUCAGAAUAAUGUUUGCUGCUUCACAUUUGUUCUUCCGUUCAUUUUGUCACCCAGAGAGACAGCGUUUCCUCUCAGCUCUGUGAAAUGUGGUCAAAAACAAAGCAGGUGGUCACGAGCUGAAGUCCAUAUGUUCAAACUUUUAUUAGGACUCUACAUGUUUGGGAUUAACUGCAACUGUGUUCCCAGCUGUAUCUACAAUCGCGCUUGCUGUUUGCGAUAAAGACAGGGAUCCAUAGCAUAAUGAUUGCAGGGGAGAGAGGGUGAGUCGGGGUGAGUCUGUCCUCUUCAGAUAUAGCAGCAGGUGAUGCACUCUGUGUACAAACCCCCUGCUGUUCCCGUGCAGUGCAGGCACAUGUUUAUUGAUGCGGUCGGAUGCCCCUGAGCGCACAACUGAGAGAAACAACCUCCAUACAAAAUACUCUGUGAGCAGACGACAGAUGAAUAAACAGGGAACAAUGGCUGUGGAAAACUGAAAAAGCGCUAGAAAAAGCAUGCAAAAUAUUGACGUCUCUAACUGACUUGAAACUGGUGCUAAAUAAAAGUCAGGGAACGAGAGCAGCUGUCAGUCUGUUGGAGAGGCUGUUGGCAUCAUUCCAUCAACCUUGAUUAGAUAAGGGUUUCUGAGCUCAGGAUUAACGUCAUAUCUUUUUGCACUGUGUCUCUAAUGAAACAUUGGUUUGAGAUCAAUGUCUAAUGGCAACUGAAAUCAAGUGUCACUUCUCUGGGCUUUGUGGCUACUCAGUACUGUUUUAGAAAAAAGAAAAAAUCAAAAACAAAUCAAUGAAGCAGACUCAACUCGUCAUACCAUAGACUCCAGAACCUGUAAUUUUGUUCUGUCAAACUGUCAAACUCCUGACCUAAAAACUUAUUUAGACAGGAUUUAGUUUUGAGCCCAUUUUAUAUCUGUGAAAUGAGUUUUUCACUUUGGCACAUGUAGCAUUAUCAUAGUUAAAAAAAAAAACAUUAUAAGAUUGUAAAUAUUGCCUUAAGGAAAUGGGUGCUGUCAGCAACAACAUUCUUAGACGCUCUGUCAUUCAAAUAAUAAUUAAUGUAUAUUUAGGACCACUAACAAUUACCAAUAUAUUGCCUAAUCUUGAACAUACUUUAUGUCAUUUUGGAUGAUUAAUUUAAAAAAGAAAUAACCCCUGUGUUGCCCUAUAACCCUACCUACAUCUUGAACUUCAAAAGAUCAAGUGUUUCCACAAAAACUGUAUUGUUAUCGACAGCAUAGCUCUGCUUGACCUCCACUAAUUCCACUUCUACCUUCCACUAAUUUUACCUGCUUCAAAAGAAACUCUCUUGACUACAAGUGGUUACGACCAGACCUAAUUAUAUCCUCAAUUCAUGCUCCUGAACCAGUAACUUAUUUUUUCAAGAAUGACAGCAGCAGUCCUAAAUUAAGUACAAACCACUAGUAGAACUAGGACACUAUAUCCACGACUGACACUGAGCAGAAGUCAGUCUCCUUCAUCGAAAAAGACUGACGUGAUCACUUGUUUUUAAGCAGUGAUGAUUGAAGGAGGUGUAGAGCUGGUCCGUCUGUCCCUGCGCUCUCAGGCUCUCCCCUCACCUCCCUGCUGUGUUUUGGAGCUCACACCUGAAGUGACAGAGGAGGAGAGAAACCACGAAGCUCUGAUGAAGCUCUGCGCACGGAGCUGCUCAGCCACUCUCUCCUCCUGUGGUGCGACUGCACCGCACACUUGGACAACAAGUCACCAGGCGAACAUCGAGGGAGAGGGAGUGCGCACGUGUGACAGGCUCUGAGGCUUCGUAUUUAUACCACUCGCUCAGAGCGCGGGAUCUCUCCACCGGGAUCUGCCUUCUUUUUUUUUUAAGAGAAAGAAAAUCAUUUUUUGAAACAUCACACGCCUUCUGCGCCGCCAGCGGAUCGUCACAGCACCAUGCGAGCAGGAGAGACGCGCCCUGUGCCAUGCUGCACCGCUCUCCGUCCCUGCUGCUGGCUAUCACCGCUGUGGCCGCACUCCUCCAGCGAUGCCAAGGCUGGAGCGACGAAGAUCUUCUUCUGCCGCCCAUCAACUCCUCCAACAGGUUCCUGGCCAACCUGGAGGUGGACGUGCGCUUCUCCAAGAGGUCCGUGGAGGAGAGCGAUGCCUCAGCCGACGCCUCCUCCCUGCAGACUCCGUCCCAGUGCAACGUGAGCGUCCAGAGGCUGCUGCCCACCUCGCUGGUGGCCCGCUGGGACAGCAGCUUCGGCUUCCAGUGUGAUGUGCUCAUCUACACCACCAACAACCACGGAAGGGCUUUCUACUCCGCAUCUUUCAACAGGGCCAUCUCUCCCGUCGUCAUCGAACACCUCGGGGUCACCGGUGGUCAGCAGGAGAUGCGGCUGUGCGUUGGAUGCGGGAUGUCCCGCUUUCGCAGGUUUGGUCAGGCCAGGGCCAGGGGCCAGCAGACCGGGGACCAGGUCACUUUCUGCUGUGUGGAUUUCAGCCUCGAUGAGCUGAAGGGGGACAAAAGUUGGAGGCUGAACAGAAAGCCCAUCGAGUCCACACUUGUGGCUUGUUUCAUGACUUUGGUCAUCAUUGUGUGGAGUGUUGCUGCUCUCAUAUGGCCGGUCCCGAUCAUUGCAGGAUUUCUGCCCAAUGGGAUGGAACAGAGGAGACCGAGAUGACUUAAAUAAUAUUUUAUUUUAAUUAGCCUGUGCUGCCUAUACUAUGAUUGUAGCCAUUCAACUGCCCACAGGAGAAGGUUUUGGAGAGUGAAAUAAAGCCUCUUAUUUUUGCUGUUUUUUAAAGGAGGAUUCAAUACAUGGCUCUGUUGUUAAAGAUUACAGUGCAUUGUCUGCAGGAAAAUCAACAAAACAACCUGAUCCUGGCCCUGUUCUUUUCUGUGAGUCCAACACUGCAAUAUAAAGCAGAUCCAUCAAGGCAGAGUUUUAUAGCUUUCUUUUGCCUCUUGCAUGCAUAAAGAACAUGUUUCUUUAGGACACUACCAUCUGUGAUCAGUUCAGCAAUUCUCCAAAGAGCAGCACAAAUUGCAUAGUACCCACAUAUCCAUAUGAUAAAAGAGAAAAUAAGAAACUUUGUCAUCAGCGUGGUGAAAUUGAUCAUGUCACACACUUGUCAAUUUUAUUUGGUCUUUUAUCACUCAACAACACUUCACUCAGAGAAGAAGAGGUAUGUGACGGCGUAUGCUGUACUACACUACACAAUUGUUUACUGUUCUUUUGCAGUGACGUUAAAAGCAAUAUUGAUAAGAAAUAGGUCUGUGCUGCAUAGGACUUGUAAUGAUAUUUUGAGGUUAUUUUGAGGUUGAAUAACAGUCUAUAGGUUUGCCUUCAGUGGUUAGCUUUGUAACAGCCAGGCGUUGGUCAAAAUGGAUCGGUUCACCCAGUCAACAUUAGACUGUAUGCUCCCCUUUUUUUCCUGCUAACAGUACUCUGUGUCAUCAAACAAGAGCAGUACAUUUUAAAAACUACCACAUUCCUCCUUUAAUAAACAUCCUUUUUGGAUAACCAAGGUAAUGAAUGGAGACUUAUACUAGCCAAUAUUAUUCUAUAGUGGGACCAAUGUGUUUUAUAUAACCUUGUAAGCCUUCCUAUAGAUUACGUGCACACUCCUCUCUUUAAACUGUGUUUGUAUAGUUUUUAAUCUUUCUAGAAAGUCUUUGCCUUAUCUGCCUUGUGUAGGACUUUUGCACUAAAAACUGAACUUUAAGAUAUGUUGUCACAUGUGAGGUUAACCAACUAUAUUCAUGUUAAGAAUGUGUAAUAGUUUUUUCGGUACCUUAAAAUAAUAUAAGUGUUGUUUAUGAUUGACAUAUACAAAGUGUUAGAUUUCUAAUGUCAUGUUUAUUUGUGCCUAUUUGUAGGUUAUUCGUGUUAAAAUAAAAAUAAAAUUGAU